Populus trichocarpa (black cottonwood) is the source of this 1926-nucleotide messenger RNA. RefSeq lists its product as uncharacterized. The record is from RefSeq and is a predicted model, not a curated record. Lineage: Eukaryota; Viridiplantae; Streptophyta; Magnoliopsida; Malpighiales; Salicaceae. The transcript is spliced from 5 exons. Bases 134 to 1627 code for a protein of 497 amino acids.
UUUUUUUUUUAAACUUAGAUUUAAUAAGCAAAUAAAAAUCCCUCCAAAAUUCAACUUAAGAGCGCGGCAAGCCAAUGCCCAUUUCACCCCCUCGCUUCAAAAAGCCCUCUCCAUUCCCCUCUUUCUCGAAAAAAUGGCAGAUAUCGAGCCUCCCACGUUCUCUCUCGGGUUAGAUUUAGAUAUCGAAUCGGAGCCCCGAAUACCCACCCACCACUUCCAAACCUCCACGCUCAAUCCAGCUCCAAAUUCAAGCUCAAAUACACCAUCAGACGACCAAAAUGGGGGACCCCAGGUCACGGAUUCCGAAGAAGAGGAGGAAGAAAUCGGGCCCGAUGUCAUGGAUUCGGAUCCUGAACCCGGACCUGGCCCGACCCGGGUCUUAAGGCGGUUAAGACGAGGACCCGCGACCCAGAAAUCAAAGGUGAGGAAGGUGGAAUUGGAGGGUUUUUGUUGUGAUCACGGAGAUGAUGAUAUUGAAGAGUUCUCCUCACAAGAAGAUCUUGGUGUUAGAGAUGCCAAAGUAUCAACUCAGUUCACUUCUGUUUGUAGUAGUUCGAAGGUUCCACUGAAAGGAUGUGGGGUUUUAACCAGUCAAUCACCAAGCUUACUGAAGGGAAAUAAAAAGGAACAGGCGUCGAUUGCCUCCGUGUCUUCCAGUUUGGAGACAGGUCACAGUGGGUUGAUGUUUCCAAAGUUAACAAUAAGUCCUCUUCGAAGGUUUCAGUUGAUUGAUUCUGAUUCUGAUGAGGCUUCUAUCAGUGCAGAUGCUAGUGGAAAAACUCAGAAAACUGAUUCAUCCUCAAAGAAGCAACAGCCAACUACAAGUGAACGUAAAAAUAAAACGUUGUUGGGUGAACAUCGAAAUGAGGAUUUAUGGAAAGAUUUCUGUCCAAUAAAGAGUUAUCCGGUUCAGACACCUGUUCUGGAUGAGAUGUGUAAUGAGUAUUUCCAAUCUCUUCAAGAUAAUAAGAAUAAAGCUCAUAAACUGCAGAGCAAUUUGCAAACAGGUGACAGCACACGCUUUCAUCAAGAUCCAAAUAGCAUGGUGGACUUUCAGCAAUGCUGGAAUUUAGCUGACCCUCUUCCUCCAGCUCAUCAUUACUUCUUCCAUGAAGAUCUGAGGAUUCAGAGAUUGGUCCACAGCCGGUUACCCUACUUUUUCCCACUGGGCAUUGUUAACAACAAAGGAAACCAAUUAAUUACUGAAUCAGCUAUCGAUUACAUGAGCCAAUUCAAUAGAGAAGCUUCUAGAAAGCAAGGAACUCAGAGAACUAACAGCGAGAAAGGCUCAACAAGGGGAAGAAACAAAUCCAAGAAAUCAAAUGCUGGAGAAGUUUCACUUGCUUCUGAAGGAUGGGUGGACCCCAAAAGCAGUACUGCCAUUCCAAAGGAUGCUGGGAAAAGACGGGUGCAUGCAAGUGACCAAGGUGAUGGUCAUUGGUAUACAUCGCCUGAAGGGAGGAAGGUUUAUAUCUCAAAAAAUGGUCAGGAGUUGUCAGGUCAAAUUGCCUACAGACAUUACAAGAAGGAUAGUGGAGGGUUUAGAAGGUCAAAAAAGAAAACAAACACCAAGGGGAAGGGUUCACAAAGUCAAAAGAAAACAAACGCCAAGAGAAAGCGAGGCUGAUUUUUUGUUUUUAUUUCUUCGAGGGUAAAUGAGAGGCUGGAUGACGAGUAUUAGACAAAACAUGUGAGCAAUACAUGUUUGUGUCGUUUUUUGCCUGCAGUCGCUGUAUAACGUUCAAUAAACUCCGCAUGCCUUCCAACUUGUCUUUGCCCAUUCUCAUUUGGUAUUUGUCGCUAUUUUCUCCAACCAUUCUUGGUCUAACUUCUCUUCCAGUGUGACAAUAGGAAGAGAAAUCAUUAAUCCUGUACAAGCUCUGAUUCAGAGGGUUUAUAUGGCAAUGUGUUCCGUUUAGCAGUUAA